GCUAUGAACUGGGUCUUGGGUGUUAGAAAAUGUCUCUCCAAAAUUCAGGACUUUCUGAAAGAUGGCUGCUCUGAGAAAGUAAAUUAUGUGGAAAUAGAAGAACUAGUUGCUACGAAAUGUGCCCCGUGCUGUGAGCCUAGUCUUACAAAAUUGCAGGCGUAUGCAGAGGAAGCGAAAAUGCUGAUUAAUGAAGUAAACAAUGCACUAUCAUCUUUCUUAACAGUAGACAAAUUGGAAACAUUAUACUCAAGGGUUUCAGAAUUCCCAGUUAAGCUAACAGAAUCAUCGACUUUGUUUUGGGAGUUAUCUUCUGCAAAGUCCUGGUUGAAGAAAGCAAGUGAUUGCCUUGAAUAGAAUAAAUUGGGCAUUAUCGACAUAGAUG
Zea mays is the source of this 382-nucleotide messenger RNA. RefSeq lists its product as uncharacterized. The coding region runs from base 4 to 354 and encodes 116 amino acids. The record is from RefSeq and is a predicted model, not a curated record. The transcript is spliced from 4 exons. Lineage: Eukaryota; Viridiplantae; Streptophyta; Magnoliopsida; Poales; Poaceae.